Helicoverpa armigera (cotton bollworm) is the source of this 4913-nucleotide messenger RNA. RefSeq names its product beta-1,4-galactosyltransferase 7. The transcript is spliced from 3 exons. The record is from RefSeq and is a predicted model, not a curated record. Bases 175 to 1092 code for a protein of 305 amino acids. Gene Ontology annotation, biological process: carbohydrate metabolic process; proteoglycan biosynthetic process. Gene Ontology annotation, cellular component: Golgi apparatus. Gene Ontology annotation, molecular function: xylosylprotein 4-beta-galactosyltransferase activity. NCBI's taxonomy places the organism in Eukaryota, Metazoa, Arthropoda, Insecta, Lepidoptera, Noctuidae.
GUCACUUCUGUUUGACGUUUCAAUCACUGUCAAAGUCAUCUGCCAUGUCAAAUUGUCAAUACAUCGAUAGCAAAACAGGAUCAGAAAUAUCCGAUUUAUAAAUUAAAUUGUUAUGUGCGCGGGAAGAUAAUGUGUGUAAUUAAUAUAUCUGUAGAUAUUUGACAGUAAGCAUAAAUGUAUCGAAGAAUUAAUGUUAUGGGUUACAGAUUAAACGGCUCGAAAUGUCUUGGCCUUUGUCUGAUAUUAACUUUUGUAAUGGGCUGUUAUUUAGCUGCUUUACCUAUUCGAUACGAAAAAGAGGCAUUACCUAACCCAGUACGACAACGAUUAACAUCGCAAGAACUGCCGAAAAAACGACUGGCGGUGCUCGUGCCUUUCCGGGACCGCUUUGAGGAGCUACUGGAGUUCAUUCCUCACAUGUACACCUUCCUAAACCGCCAGAAAAUACCGUUUCACAUAUUCAUAGUGCAGCAGAAAGAUAAUAAUAGAUUUAACAGAGCUUCGUUAAUAAAUGUUGGGUUUAUUUAUACGAAGAAGGACUAUGAUUAUAUAGCUAUGCAUGAUGUGGAUUUACUGCCAAUGAAUGACAAUUUGAAGUAUGAUUAUCCUCGUUCGGGACCGAUGCACAUAUCGUCCCCUCAGACGCACCCAAAAUAUCAUUAUGACACUUUUAUCGGAGGCAUACUGUUGGUGAAAAGAGAACAUUAUGAGUUGGUCAAUGGUAUGUCUAACAACUACUGGGGCUGGGGACUAGAGGACGAUGAGUUUUAUGUCAGAUUGAAAGAUGCUAACUUGACUGUGAUGAGACCGAGCAAUAUUAGUACUGGUAUUGAUAAUACUUUUAGACAUAUCCAUGACAAGACAUACCGCAAGCGUGACAUGCGGAAAUGCUACAACCAACGCGAGGUAACCCGUCGCCGCGACCGUCUCACAGGCGUCCACGACGUGCUAUACAAACUUCUUAACACUCACACAGUAGCCGUUGACGGGUUAGACGUGACCGUUUUGAACGUGGAACUCAUUUGUGAUAAAGAAAGAACUCCUUGGUGUCAGUGUCCGGAAGCUGUGAAGGUUACGUCUAAAAAGAAUUAAUGUAGGUUUGUAAUGGUUUUUUAUACUUGUUCUGUUGUGUACCUGUAAAUAAUUCCAGUUUCCAGUUUGAGAAGACAAGAUCCUUCUUGCCCUUAAUGUGUAUCAUUUUAACAUUUCAUCAUUAUAUUUGGGUACCUACCUAAUCUACCUAUAUGUUCAUUCAGUUUUAGGUGAAUGUGAAAACAAAUAUUUGUUAUAUCAAGGUAACAAGACCAUGGCCUAUAUUUUAUCAGAGGGCAAAAUGAUAUUAAGUCAUAUUUCAUAAAUUCCCAUUAGCAAAUGUCCAUUAAAUUAGCAAAUAAUCUCAAUAUUCUUUUGUGUUGUUUUAUAACUUAUUGUAUUUAUUUAAGAAUAAUUUAUAAUUCUUGACUAUACCCAUAUUAUUAAUUGGUUUAAACAAAUCUGUCUAUAGAAGAAAUAGAAAAAUUAAAAAGUAAUUCUUGGUUGUGUUAAAAAGUAUUGGUCUACAAAAAUUGCAAUGUCUGUUUUAUCAGAAUAUUAUAAUUAUAAUUUGUUUAAAAUUUUACUGAUUGUGUCACAUUUUACUGUUAUCUAAACAGACAGCUAUUAAUUUAAAUAUCGUAUGUAUAUUAAUUGUUAUCAUUAUAUUAGUUACUCAGAAAUGUUGUUUGUGAAAAGAGGAUAAAUAAUUAGGGUAGUACUACACUCUCAAAUAUUUGUUUUUAUUACCAAUUUCAUUGUAUUUUUUUUUAAACUUUCAUUUCAAACAUUUAGUCCUUGGAAUUAUCCACGAUAUAUAAUUUACAGACAUUCCAUUCAAUGUCUAUUUUCAUUAUAUUGUAUGAAGUCGUCUAUAUAUCAAAUGUAUAAAAAAUAAAAGUUAUUUGAUAAGUGUAACCUUUAUACAUAUUUUUUUCUAGAAUUUGUGUGUAACAAUAUUUAUUAUGUUUUAAUAUCAUAAUAAUAUUAAGACUGUACCUAAUACUAACACUUUUAUUAUUUUAGACUAGUAUUAUGAACAUUCAUAGCCAUUUUAGUUUAAGACUUAAUUUUAUUUGUUGUAAAAAGGUUGUUUCAAUUGGUUGUAUCGAAAUUAAUUUAAAAUUAUUUAUAAAUUACAAGCCCUGUCUAUGCAAUUAAUUGUGCUAUUUUUAUAUUAAAAAACUGCUGAAGAAAUUGAGAUGAUACUUGGGAUAGGCAAAGAUAAUCCAAAAAAUAUGUUAAAAAUCUGGAAAUAAAACAAAUAAGUAAAUAAAUAAACCAUUUUUAUUUCGUAAAGCGUAAUUGUUACAGAUAAGGUUAGACUAUCGGUUUCCAAACAUUGUUUUGACUAAUGUAAGUAAACUGUUAAGCGGCCACUUAUCAAUUGAUUUUAACUGAUUACAACAUGUAACUAACCGACAAAUUGUCUUUGUAUAUCUUACUGAUAUUUUUGGAUAUUUCCUUAUUUUUUUAUUUUUAUGUCCUUAUCAAAGUUACUUGAACAUCAAUCAUUAAUUACCAUAGAAACGAUAAGAUAAUGUUUUUACAAUUUUAUUUUUUAUUAUUAUUGAUUCAAAUGAAAGAAUAAGUUGCCGCUUAAAAUUAAGUGCCCAUUGACAGCUUAGCACGGUAUUUUUAGGCGACCGACGAAUAAAAAUAUAAAUCAAUAAUAACGCAAUAAGGUUAAAAUCUCAACGGUUUAGCACAAAAACCUGGAAUUCUUUGAUAUUUGGUAUUUUUUAUUUUAUUACCAAACAAUUUAGUAUGAUAUUUUUACUUGUCGCUUAAAAAUACCGUGCUGUGCUAUCACAGGGGGGUAGGCUUAACUGUGCAAUUUCUAAGGAACAAUGUAUUUGUACAUAGUUAUAAUAAUUAUGGUUUUACAUGGUUGUGCAUUACACUGAAAAUCUACAAAAAUGUUUGAUGGUAUAUCUACUCUAGGGUGGCGGAUAAAUUACACAAAAAUAGUAAAAAAAAACUGUUUCUCAUUGUUACUUUUAAUUUAAAAUUUUCGGAUAAAUGGUUAUACAAGAACUAUCUAACAAAUGGUGUGUUACAUUUAGAAAAGGGCUACAUAAUAUACAAAAAGCCUAUUCAGAAUUGGGAAAAAAACCUGAAUAUUUAUUUGUUUGCAAAUGAAUGAAUCUUGUACUUUAUAAUGUAUGGGUGACUAUAAGAUUAUAGAACUUGAAAUAUUUGCAUGACUAAUUAUAAGUCGAAUAUAGUGAAACCAUAUUUUUUUAUUGUAUCGACCAUCAUAUUGUACCUAUAUUCUGGCAAAUAAAUAAAUUUCAUUUCAUUUCAUUUCAUUUCAUAUAUUGAGUAUCUUGCGGUUUUUAAAAUGAUGAAUAAUGGCACGAUAUUUGACUUAAUAAAUUCUUCAAUAAACCAGUGAUUAAAGUGUAAUAACUUCAGAAAUAGUGUUUACAAUGCGAUUAUUGUGUAUAAAAUAUUUAAUUAUUCAUAUUGUGAAUUAAUGUUUAUCAAAUGAUACAAAAUAUCGAUGUAAUAUCUAAGUCACGAACCUUACAACUAAACGAUAAAAGCAAGGAACAUACAAAUUAAGUAUUCUGAGGUUGGCAGUCCCUAAUGGAGAGAUUCCACCAAAAUGAUUGCAGUUUCGCGAACAUUUUAGAAAUGUUCGCAUGCAGUUUGUCACCUUUAAUAGGCACAGCAAACUAGAAUUUUAUAACAACUUAUGUUUAUUUUUAUUGUUUGUAAUGCUGGUGGUGUGCCAAUAAAUAAAUAAAUUUGUUACUGUUUGCUAGAACGAGUAAACCAGAAGGUUCAUUUGUUUGCACACUGGUAGAAUCUCGCCUUAACUAGUUUGCUAAGCAAAUAACAUGUGAAUGACAUUCAGGUUAAAUCCAAACUUGCGACAUCUUCAGGAAAAUAGAUGCGCUAUUUGAGAAUAAUUUUAAGUACAUACUAUAUACAUAAAUUCGUCAAAGUAUAAAAACAUAUUUUUUUUAUCUUUUGAAAUCCAGGUUAUUCUAUUGAAGCACUUUUAAACACAUAAGAUCUUAAGUACAAUUUUAUUUCAUAAUAUCUGAAUGUAAUUCACAUGUUAUUUGACAAUAUCCAGGCUUAAUACAAAAAUAAUAAUAAUUUACUAAUCAGAUCCUUAAAAUAAGUACACAUUCAAUAUGUAUAACUAUAAAUCAUAAAAAAGGAAUGAAUUAUAAUUUAUAAACAACAAUUAAAACCUAUCCAAUAUAUUUUGAUAAGCCGAUUCUAUACAAAAAACCUACAUACAUAUUUUAUUUGUAACUUUUUUAUAAUAAAACUGUUGAAACUUCAUUUUUGUUUCUUAAGCCAAAAACAAAUUAUUUUACACAUAUUGCACAAAAAAGAGCUACUCAGGCAUUCUAAAAUACACUCGUACAAAAAUUGGACUACUUAAACAGUACAUAAAGCAUUAUAAUCAAGAUAGGAGCUACUUCAAGCUAGCUAUCUCUUUCACACUUGUUUUAGAUUAUAUAUGUGUGAAAGAGAUAGCAAGAUUAGUUGGUAACUUUGUUUAAUUACUUGUGACUUAAUGAUGCAAAGACUCAUUGAUUAUAAAAUUUAAGGGUUGCUCACUAAGGCCUUAAUACACCGACAACAGAAACGUACGCAACGUAAACGUCUUAAGACAACUGUUUACUAUGAAUGUGCCUGAGAGGGCACAAGGCAAGUAAAGCGGGCGUCCCCGAAUGCUACUCAGUAGCAGUCGUUGUUACAAUUCUACAUCAGGCGGACACUUGAGAAAACUCUGACACUAAAACACUGUCAGGUGAUUAAACCUGCAGCUCACUCGAUAAGACCGAUGUUUUAAGAAAAACGGACGUUUAUGUUGUCGAUGAAAAUGGGCCAAAAUAUAUUUACCAUUUACCGCU